UAUUUUAUUUUACCUGUAACUGAUGCUUAGAGAGACUAAUGUUUUUCUUUAAUAUCUGACAGGCCAGAAGAAUGUUUCUGGGAGAAAUGGCAAGUUUGGAAGCCAUCCUGAAAACACAGACAGUAAGAGUGCCUAAACCCAUCAAGGCAGUAGAACUGCCUGGGGAUAAUACUGUGCUGGUGAUGGAACAUUUGGAAAUGAAGCGCUUAAACAGACAUUCAGCACUGCUUGGAGCUCAGCUGGCUGAUCUUCACCUUCAUAACCAGCAACUUAGAGAGAAGAUGAAAAAAAAAGGAAGCACAGUUGGUAAAGGACAAGGGCAAAUGGAAGUCCAGUUUGUGGAUCAGUUUGGCUUUCAUACAGUUACCUGCUGUGGUUAUCUUCCACAGGUGAACAACUGGUGCAGUGACUGGGUGAGUUUCUUUGCCAGACAAAGGAUCCAGCCCCAGAUGGACCUGAUCGAAAGGAGCUUAGGAAACAGGAAAGCAAGGGAACUUUGGGCACAGCUUCAGCUGAAGAUACCCAGUUUUUUCUGUGGUGUAGAAAUCAUUCCUUCUCUCCUGCAUGGGGAUCUCUGGGGAGGAAAUGUAGUUGAGGAUGAUUCUGGUCCCAUUAUCUUUGAUCCAGAUUCUUUCUACGGCCAUUCAGAGUAUGAUCUUGCAAUGACUGGAAUAUUUGGUGGCUUCAGCAGUUCUUUUUAUUCUGCUUAUCACAGUAAAAUCCCCAGAGCUGCAGGGUUUGAGAAACGCCUGAAGCUUUAUCAGCUGUUCCACUGCAUGAACCACUGGAACAAUUUUGGGUCAGGGUACAGAGGAUCUUUUAUAAACAUUAUGAGAAACCUUGUAAAGUAAGUUGCUGCUUAAGCCAAGUACUUUUUGUACUGUUUGGGAAAUCCCAGACUUGCUGGUGGAGCUGAAGGUGUAGUGAUGUUAAAAAAUCCCUGUGAGAUUCUUAAUCUUCUUGGUCAGCUGAAGAACUUAAUGAGUCCUAUUGAGUACCAACUAGGUACUUUUCAGAAUUGUUGGGAAUAGCUUUAUCAUGGAAAUACCUGCAGAAGAGCUUCUUCAAUUGCAUAGUGAAUAAACUUAUCUCAGCAUCCAGAAGGCACUUGAGAUUAUGUGAAGUAAUACAAAUAAAUACUGAGGAGAUGGCUAAAAAGUUUCUUCUUGCG
Messenger RNA from Taeniopygia guttata (zebra finch), 1171 nucleotides. Its product is annotated as ketosamine-3-kinase-like. The record is from RefSeq and is a predicted model, not a curated record. Lineage: Eukaryota; Metazoa; Chordata; Aves; Passeriformes; Estrildidae.